AGUUGAAAGUCUAGCCGGAAGUUGAAAUGCUUUUAUUUCUGGAGUGUUGACACCGGCUUGAGCACACGUAGAGUUUGGGGUCGAGUACCAGGCACCGAGCGGCGUAAUUUUGAAGUCAGUUAACGGGUUUCGACCGACGUCUUGUUCUGCUGUGUAGUGAAGAAGCGGAGCUGACAGCCAGUCAACUGCCACACAUGCAGUCAAGUGUCCGUUACCUCCGCCGGUGGAUGACUUAGCUUUGUUUCCCAGCUUGUUAACCAGCCCCGGGUCUGUAUUCACAGCAGAGUUCAGAAUUGCACUACAAUGUCUGCGGUGGCUUCUCUGCAGUAAAGCACACAAAGGUUAUGCUGCCCAAAAGCUGUCUGAGUCCCAGUGAGAAAGAGAAGGGCUAAAGCCACACCAGUCUAAACCAGCUUUCCAGCGCCUCUCCAGCAACGACUCUACUGCAGAGCCAUGAGCAACCCCGAUGCUCCCAGCCAGGUUACGGACGCUGUGGCUUCGGUUAUUCACGGACCAGAAGCUCCUGCUGCUUCAUCACUACACGGGUCUCCGCGCCCAGAAGAGGAGGAUGAUGGGGACCUGAAUAAAGCCUUGGGUGUCCAGCGCUUCCAGCAGAUCCUCACGCCUGCUGCUGCCGUGCCUGAUAAGGAGCACCACAUUUACCAUGACGAAGACAUUGAAUACCACCGACACUCCUCUCACCACAUCCACCGGCCUCUGUCCAAACUGCCCUCUGACGUACGCAGGAGGAAGGGCAGCAAGAAAAGGAAGAAGGAUAAAGAUCACAAAAGCAGCCAUCCUCUCUGCAGUGUCCCCAUAGAGGAAGGUGAAGAUGAGGAGGAAGAGGAAGAAGAGGGGACAGAGCUAAAUUCUGUUCUGUCAGAGCGAUCUGAGUCAGAGAGAACCAAAGAUGUGGAGUUCUUCGUUUCCGAAGAUGACCAUGUAUCCAAAAGUGUCAAAGAGAGCCCACACUCGGUCCGAAAGCUCGACAUCGUACCGCAGUCCGGUGUGGGAGGUGAACAUGAAGACGCAACUUCCACAGAUAAACUGCCUUCAUCUGAGCCCUCCAGCCCCACUGCCCAGUCAGUCCCAGCCGAGCACACGCCACUGACCCGCGUCUCCUCCGCCAGCCGCAGUUACGACCUGACAGAGCGUCGACGCACGGGCAACAUGACGGGUGCCGAGCAGGCCAAGUACCAGCGCAUCCCCACUGAUGAGAGCGAAGCUCAGACGCUGGCCUCUGCUGACCUGGACGGCAUCAAGAGUCAUCGCUUUGAAGAUGUUCCUGGCAUGCGCCGACACCUGGUCCGGAAGAGCACCAAGAACCAAGUGGUGCACAUCGGCAAGGACCACAAGGAGCCGACCACUCGCAGUCGCAAGCAGGAUCGCACCCCCCAUGAGGUCUUUGUGGAGCUGAACGAGCUGACAAUGGACAAGAACCAGGAGCUGCAGUGGAAGGAGACGGCCCGUUGGAUCAAGUUUGAGGAAGAUGUUGAAGAGGAGACGGACCGCUGGGGGAAGCCUCACGUCGCUUCGCUGUCUUUCCGCAGUUUGCUGGAACUCAGAAGGACCAUCUCCCACGGUGCGGUGCUGCUGGACCUGGACCAGAAGACCCUGCCUGGCAUCGCCCACCAGGUGGUGGAACAGAUGAUUAUUUCUGACCAGAUCAAAGCUGAGGACCGGGCCAACGUCCUCAGAGCCCUGCUGCUCAAACACAGUCACCCGAGCGAUGAGAAGGAGCACAGUAGCCAUUUCCCCAGGAACAUCUCCGCAGCCAGCCUCGGCAGUCUGAUAGCGCAUCACCACAGUGUCAACCACACCAACCAGACAGAGCCGUCAGUGACCGACCCCCUCAUGGGCACAGUUCGCGUUACGGGGGACACAGACACGCACAUCGACAUGGAGAAGAAUGAAGUGCAGCAGAGAGAGCCAAGCAUUGGACCUGGUAUGCAUCGGUCCAAGUCCAAACAUGAACUGAAGCUGCUGGAGAAGAUUCCUGAAAAUGCCGAGGCUACAGUGGUCCUCGUGGGCAGCGUGGACUUCCUGGAGCAGCCCACCAUGGCGUUUGUGCGGCUGCAGGAAGCGGUGGAGCUGGAGUCCGUCCUGGAAGUGCCAGUGCCGGUCAGAUUUCUCUUUGUUUUGCUGGGACCCGCCACUACAAGCAUGGACUACCACCAGAUAGGACGCUCCAUCUCCACCCUCAUGUCUGAUAAGCAAUUCCACGAGGCGGCCUACCUGGCAGAUGACAGGCAGGACCUGCUGAAUGCCAUCAACAGCUUCUUGGACUGUAGCAUCGUGCUGCCACCUUCAGAGGUGGGAGGUGAUGAACUGCUGCGGUCUGUCGCCCGCUUUCAGAGGGAGAUGCUGCGGAAGAGGGAGGAACUCGAGGUCAAACUAAUGGCCAAAGAGCCUAAAAGCCUUGAAGAAAAAGAGGCACUCCUCAAACCUUCGAAAAAGUCAGAUGACCCCUUAGAGCGUACUGGGCGGCCUUUUGGUGGGCUGAUACGAGACGUGCAGCGGCGUUACCCAAAGUAUGUCAGCGACUUCAAGGAUGCCCUGAACAGCCAGUGCAUGGCCGCAGUUAUCUUCAUCUACUUCGCUGCCCUCUCUCCGGCCAUAACAUUUGGAGGUCUGCUGGGUGAGAAGACAAACGGCCUGAUCGGUGUCUCUGAGCUGAUUGUGUCAACAUCAGUGCAGGGGGUGGUCUUCUGUCUGCUCGGGGCUCAGCCAUUGCUGGUUGUGGGCUUCUCUGGACCUCUGCUGGUCUUUGAAGAAGCCUUUUACAGUUUCUGCACAUCAAACAACAUAGAGUACCUGACGGGCCGCGUCUGGAUCGGCUUUUGGCUCAUCAUCAUCGUGGUCACCAUGGUGGCCUUCGAAGGCAGCUUCCUGGUGCGCUUCGUCUCCCGCUUCACCCAGGAAAUCUUCUCCUUCCUCAUCUCCCUCAUCUUCAUCUGCGAGACCUUCAUCAAGCUUGUCAGGAUUUUCAAGGAGCACCCGCUGAAAAGCUGUUCCCUCAACGGCACCGAUGCAGACGACUUGGCGGAAAACAUCACCCUAAUGAUGAAAAACAGCAGCCAGCCGUCGACUGUGAAGGUCAGCGGGGAACCGAACACGGCGCUGCUCUCUUUGGUUCUCAUGGCGGGGACGUUUUUUAUCGCUUUCUACCUGCGCAAAUUCAAGAACAGCGCUUUCUUCCCUGGAAGGAUACGCAGGAUUAUUGGAGACUUUGGGGUACCGAUCGCCAUUCUCAUCAUGGUUCUGGUGGAUUACUCCAUAGAAGACACAUUCACACAGAAACUGAGUGUCCCCAGUGGAUUUUCAGUGACGAAUUCCGACAAGCGCGGCUGGUUCAUCAGUCCGCUUGGAUCAAAUGGGGAAUUCCCUAUCUGGAUGAUGUUUGCCUGCUGCUUGCCCGCUCUGCUGGUUUUCAUCCUUAUCUUCAUGGAGACUCAGAUCACCACGCUGAUAGUUAGUAAAAAGGAGCGCAUGCUUGUCAAAGGUUCUGGUUUCCAUCUGGACCUGCUUCUGAUCGUGGUGCUGGGCGGCACCUCAGCUCUGUUCGGCCUGCCGUGGAUGGCCGCUGCGACCGUUCGCUCGGUGACCCACGUCAACGCCCUCACCGUCAUGAGUAAGGCCGUCGCUCCCGGAGACAAACCUCGCAUCCAGGAGGUGAAGGAGCAGCGGGUCACUGGGCUUCUGGUUGCAAUCUUAGUUGGCCUGUCGAUCGUGAUCGGCGACCUGCUGUGUCAGAUCCCCCUCGCCGUGCUCUUCGGGAUCUUCCUCUACAUGGGAGUGAUGUCGCUCAACGGUAUCCAGCUAACGGAGCGGAUGAUGCUUUUGCUCAUGCCACCAAAGUAUCACCCUGACCACACCUAUGUACGCAAGGUCCGCACGCUGCGCAUGCAUCUCUUCACCUGCAUCCAGCUGGUGUGUUUGGCGGUGCUGUGGGCCAUUAUGUCGACGGCGGCGUCUCUGGCUUUCCCCUUUGUCCUCAUCCUCACCGUCCCCGUCAAGAUGUUUGUGCUGCGACGGGUCUUCACUGUCAAAGAGAUGGCAUGCCUGGAUGCUGACGACGCAGAGCCAAAGUUUGACGAGCGCGAGUGUCACGACGAGUACUCGGAGAUGCAAAUGCCGGUGUGAUCCACAGCGAGCCCUCGCAUCGUCAAAUCGCACCGAAAAUCUGUCAGUUAUCACCAGUUAGAGUUCUGGGACGGCGUCCUUCAAGCGAUGUCCCUCUUCAUCAUCAUCAUCAAGACAUUGAAAUGCAGUAUGUCAAAGGUUGCUUUGGCUUUUAACUUUUCACUAUUUAAGAAGCUUUUCUGCUGCUUUAAUAACAGUUUGUGUCUCAAAUAAUGGAAAAGCAGCUGGAAACUCUUCGCUUAGUUUAUUUGUUUUUAUUUUAAACAUUUCAGGGGACAGGAGAUACCGAAUCAAAUGACUUUAUCUCGAGCUCGAGUUAAACAUGUUAACAGUAGAUAGACGUGUACGAUUGAUUUUUAGCCCUGAAAGUUGCUCUGAUUCACAUUGAAUAUGUGGAAGAUAUACGGGAUACAUUCCUUUAUGCUUUAUGAGUUAUUGCUAUUCACACUCUUUUCUUCACAUUUUAAGAUCACCAAGCGCCUUACGAAGGAAAUAUAAAGGUAUUAAGAUUUUUUUUUCUUUAUUUUGUCUUAUUUUAGACAGCUGAUCACUUUACACGAAAGCUUGUAGCACUUUUAACAUAACAAAAUCUGAACAAUGACUGUAUUUUAUGUAAUCAGUGUUGCUUUAGUUUGCUUCUUAAAUGAUCUGUGAGUGAUUUUUAGCCUACUUUAACUAUUUGUUGUUUUUGUGCAGAAGCAUUUUAAAUGUUUAUAUUUCACCUGUGGUGAGUGAAGAUCACCAGCAGGGGGAGAUCUUGUGGGACUGUUAUGACGUUCCAUAAGAAAAAAGAAAACUGUACAAAAAAAAUGCUAUUUCUCUCUAAACUAAUGACAUCGUAUCACAUUUCUCAUCGUGCAAACACUUUUUUUAAAACGGAAAAUGACACUGUGGCUUAUUAAGUGUACUUUAAAAUGUCUCCACACACAUAUAUAGACACACACCCGUACACGUGUAGGGCACUAAUGUAGUUUGUUCUGAGGUCUCAUUUCUCCUGUGGUCGGUUAACGGUGGUUUCUUUGUGCCAAAUGUCUCGUGUAAAUAGUUUUGUGGUCAGAAAAAUAAGCUGCACUUCAGUCACGUUAGAUCUCCUCUAACUUGAAGGAUUUUCAGCCUAAUUUUAAAUAUUUUCACAGCAGGACAUUCCUCGUUUUUAAUAUGUCACUCGCGAUUGUGUCAGCCUGGUCGACAAAAUUUCCAAACAACCUGUUUAGACAAUCUCAUGGAUUGGUUAAAGCUUUGACUGUGUCAAAUAGUUUAAAUAUUCAGCCCCUGUUACUCUCACCUACAUGUUUCAAGCACUACGUUUCCCUCCAGGCGGGCCAGUUUCACUGUUGCUGUGAUCUUGUUGCCUUUUUCAUGUCACAGUCGCACAAAAUCUGAAGUGUCUGUGGGACCAUGAAGUGAUCUGUGUCUCCUGUGUUUUAAGGAUGGCACACGUUACAGUAGUUUGCACAUUUGAGACAUGCAUAAAUCAAAAAUCUCUGUUAUUUAUCUGUUUAUAAUCUGUGGAGUAAUUGCUGCUUUAGAAGCCUUAAUCGGGUUACGUCACACAAUAUUUUUUUUCUUCUGUACACACACGUUCAGCUGCAGCACGCCCACGGCAGUGAAGGCGAUAUUUAUGAGAGGUUGGAUUUGAGUGUCAGUUUUGUGUCUGCUUCUUGUGCCUGUGAUUGAAGUGAAGGCAGUCUGUGUAUGUCAAAGUAUGCUGAUGAUUAAAAGUAUGUGGAUUCAUUUCAAAGCAAUAAAGUCUUCAGGCUAUUGCUGAUGUUCCCGUGUACAAUAAUGGUUCAAAUAUUGAUGAUGAAUAAAAGUUCUUUUCUAUCGUU
This is a messenger RNA of Maylandia zebra (zebra mbuna), 5972 nucleotides long. RefSeq names its product solute carrier family 4 member 2b (gene slc4a2b). The record is from RefSeq and is a predicted model, not a curated record. Gene Ontology annotation, molecular function: monoatomic anion transmembrane transporter activity; solute:inorganic anion antiporter activity. NCBI's taxonomy places the organism in Eukaryota, Metazoa, Chordata, Actinopteri, Cichliformes, Cichlidae. Gene Ontology annotation, cellular component: plasma membrane; basolateral plasma membrane; apical plasma membrane. Gene Ontology annotation, biological process: bicarbonate transport; transmembrane transport; monoatomic anion transport.